Molecule: messenger RNA, 486 nt
Organism: Giardia duodenalis
Lineage: Eukaryota; Fornicata; Diplomonadida; Hexamitidae
Product: putative Yip interacting protein
Exons: 1
Coding region: 1-486 (161 amino acids)
Source: RefSeq, a predicted model, not a curated record
AUGUACGUUGGCAAUGUACGGGCCCCUCUCUGCAGCCUAGUAAGAGUAAUCUGCUGCUAUCUUUUCCCAGCAUACCGUUUACACACUGUGCUCCAGAACACCGUGCCACCCGUCCGUACCAUCGUCUGCACCGAUUUUUAUCUGGACCAGGUUGUUCUCCCUGACUCCAUGGUUCGCACUCUCGCAGGGAACCUUUCCUAUUGGGUUAUUUUAUCUAUAUUUAGUAUUCUAGAAUAUCUAGUUGAUCCUCUGCUCCAAUGGCUGCCUUUAUAUGAGAUCCUAAAGCUGGCAGCUCUGCUCUGGAUUGCACUGGGUAAUGGAUCUACUCAGAUAUAUCGGUUAAUAACAAAGAACAGAAAUGCUAUCCAGCUGCCCACGUUCGAUAGUCUCGCAGGGAUUUGGCGUGACAAAUUUAAGGAACUCUGGGUCAAGAUUUGGAAGCCGCCCCAUCCAGAGUUUGCACCUACCAAGUCAUCUAAGCAAUAG